UUCAGUGCCACCAUUACGUAUCAGAUCCUCUUACGUGCACAAUGAGCAGGUAUGGGGCUCUGAUUAAAGGUAUUACUGUAUCGCUAAGCUGUCUGUUUUCUGCUUGACUGUCCACCGUGUAAUCUGACGUCGAAGUGGUCCUGGAGCCAUUUGUUGUGAGUCAUCCUUCACUUGACAGGCAAGGUAUCAAUCCGUAGUGGACGGGUCAGAAUUGUCUAUAUUGCUCGGUGUCAGUGUACAGUCAAUAUGGUUCCAGCUGUUGUCCUAUCUGCAUUGUAGUGUACGGAUAAAGAUUACCCUCUAUUCUUCUUCGGACUGUCGGGAGCAUACACCAGUUAGUUGUCAAUGCUUGUCUGUUGUGAACGGCUCCAAAACAAAGGUCUGUAAUUCAUCUUCGAAUAUCUUCCAAACGGAUACAAAUGGUUACUGAUAUUAACGAUCAGUGUUUGGAUUGUAACGGAGACAGGCUGUACGGAAAUAUUGCUAAUUCGGCGUAUAAUAUACAGACUCUUCAAUGAACUACUGGGCUUGUAGUUAUAACUGACACAAGAAGAGGUACUGUCACAUGUUUUCGUGGUAUUGUACAAGUGUUCAUAAUUUUGUCCUUAUCACGUAUUGGCGUAAUACUGAACAUUGAUUUUUAACGAUCUGAACCUUGGUGCUCGUUGGCGUCUGUUUGAAGACCUAGACAUUCCACAAAGCCCUGAUAUCACUAUAACAAUACCUGUUUACAGUGAAUCUGUCUUAAUUAACCAGGUCCGAUAAAACCUUGAUUUGGUCCACAUACCCGUCAAACAAGACCAGGGUCAACGGUAUCAAGAGCUCUCCCCGGGGACUGCGAUGUAAUCAAAGCGACUGAAGUAUUUUCUCGCUUCGUCGACUUUCCUGAUAUGAUAGAUAUGUAUAUUUGACACGGAUGUCAGUUUCUUUGACUUCACUAUAGGAGAACGUAUCCCAGUUGCUAAGUGUGCUGCGCCCACGACGUGAAUCGCCUGCUGAUACACGCCCAUGUUAUGACAAUCUUAUCUUUCUGUGUAUAAACCCAUAGCAGUCGAUAUUGGAGAUAUAUUAAUGUACUGAGCGACUGGUAAAUUUGACCUCGUGCUUGGAUUACAUACAUAACAUCAGUUGUUGUUGUGGAGUCAAAACGGGUUUCUCCGAUAUCUUGUUUUGUGCUGAACGCUUACCCUACGUAUUGAAGACAGGCAGUGUGGGUAUCAGCUCACAGCAGAACAAUCGGAGAUUGAUGACUAUGUUGUCUUCUUAAGGCUGUGACUUUGAGUUACUGAAAAUACACCCAGACUAGUACUGACGUUCAUUUUACGUGUUAUCCCUGAUUUGUGCACGAUGGAGGUAGAGGGGCUGAGGACGCUACCGAAUGAAAGAUCUAAAUCAGAUGAUGCUCGGCCGAUUCCAACAGAGGCAGAGCUGUCUGGUCAGAAGACGAAGAAUAUCAAGAUGAAGCAGUACCUGUGUGUGAAGCACGCGUUACCUAAAACGAGGCUGACGCACACCAUCCUUCACGAGAAUGUGAGUCAGGACCGCCAUCUUGAGAUGACGCUGUCUAAUAUCCGGCACACCAGAAACAAGUCGUCAAACAUUCAUGAUCUGACCAGACGAGCAUUUGAAGCUCAGCAGUCAAGAAAGAUGAAGAAGUGGAAGAAGGAGGAUGAGAACCGAAUCGCGGGGAUGAACCUUCCUCAGAUCAAUCACCUCGAGAUGGAAUCAGCACCCGUCACGGUCGUCAUCUACCGUAUGCCUGAGCACGCUGAGCGCACGUGGAGCGGUGGAAAACGACAGCAACAGCUUCCGAUGAUGAAGGUGAGGCGGGAAAGGACGGAGAUUGUGACUUACCAGGAUAAAGCCUUUCUAACAAAGCUACCACCCGUAGUCGAGAUUGAUCAGAGAAAACUGGAGAAACACAAUACUUAUUGUGGAAAGGUUCUCAUGGCUAAAGGGAUGCCUGGUCAGGAUCAGCGCUUCAAAGAACUCGCAUCCACACUUAGCCCGGCCAUGUUGAACGACAGAGACAAGUACCCAGUCCAGAAUAUGGUGAUGAAGAGCAGAAGAGCGAAGUAUGCUAAUAUAUUCCCGUUGAACUCUGACCCUGGGUUUCGUAGGUCCCCGGAUGUGAAAGUCAUCGUAGCUUCAAGACCAAGGUCUGUGGUUAGUAGCAAGCUGUCGGACAAAUCUUUCGGAAAAGGACCAAGGAUGUUCUCAUGCACCACAAAGAAAAGAAAGAAGAAAAGCGGAAAGGCUGCGAAAAGCGUCAGGAUAGAGGAAACUCAAACCUUCCCAGAUUCGAGUGGUCAGUCAGUGUUUUCAGGGGAGACAACUCUCGGAGACUAUCAUGAAGAAGGUAACUCCGGAGAAAGUAUCUCGUCAUAGAAAUGGGAGACAACUCUCUGUGACCAUGGUGAAGAGGAUAACUCUGGUGGACAUGCCUCGUCAAAGAAAUGACAAUAUGUUUUGCAGUUGUUUCGUUUUUGACUCUCCUCGUGUCACACUUUAACCAGGUAAAUAUUUCAACAUACGAAAACACUGUGAGAUUGGUUUGAAGAGACUGUUUCCAAAAGAGGAAGUUGUUAAAUGACAGGGAAUAAUGAACUAAGUGAUUUUUCAUCAGAUCUCAUCUAUACAUGUAUAUAUAAUUCUUUGAUAUUGCGAUAAACCGUAGAAAGGAUACGUUCGGUUUUAUUUGUGUUUUGAAACUGGUUGUAUUAUUUAAAUUUAUGAAAGAACGGUUGAUGGUAAAAACACUCACUGUUACUAAGGUAUCAACGAUUGCAUUUUAACCUAUUGCGCACCAUUAUAAUAACAGUCAAUGUUAUUUCUCUAGUCACUUUUACCUGAUGUAACCACAAAGCAAAGAUUGUACAUGAAUUGUUUUGAUUAUAUCCUAUGUUUUGAAUGGA
Molecule: messenger RNA, 2915 nt
Organism: Haliotis rufescens (red abalone)
Lineage: Eukaryota; Metazoa; Mollusca; Gastropoda; Lepetellida; Haliotidae
Exons: 1
Coding region: 1348-2388 (346 amino acids)
Source: RefSeq, a predicted model, not a curated record